This is a messenger RNA of Cherax quadricarinatus, 2500 nucleotides long. Its product is annotated as facilitated trehalose transporter Tret1-2 homolog. Gene Ontology annotation, biological process: transmembrane transport. NCBI's taxonomy places the organism in Eukaryota, Metazoa, Arthropoda, Malacostraca, Decapoda, Parastacidae. Gene Ontology annotation, molecular function: transmembrane transporter activity. The record is from RefSeq and is a predicted model, not a curated record. Gene Ontology annotation, cellular component: membrane.
AUGAGUUUUCCGCAGAUUGCUAAACGGCUCCAGCUCACACACUGAUGCUGUGGCCUAGCUCUCAGUGUAUUCCUCGGUGACCCACGCUGUGGUCACCUCCCUCCCUGGCUGCCUGCCUACAACAGCCAGGUCAAACUCUUGUCUUCCCAAGUUAAAGAUACUGUCACCUGCUCAGAGAGUACAACCUGAACUCUGCUACACGAUGGCAUUUAAAGGGUGGUUUAUCUACAGAUGGCGACAGAUCUGUGCAUCGUGCAUGGUGGUGUGUGCAGUGUUGUGUACUGGCACUGUAGUGGGAUGGUCUGUGGAGGUGUCUCGUAUCAUGCAAGACCCCUACGCUAACUUCAACCUCACUGUUGACGACCAGGAGUGGCUUGUGUCGUGUGCUGGUGUGGUGGCCAUCUUCACGACGGCCGGCAGCGGCUUCUUGGUGGAAGCUGUGGGUCCCUGUCGUCUCCUCAGCUUGGUGCUGCUGCCCGCCAUGGUCGGCUGGAUCUUUAUUGCAGCCACGGAGUCUCUGGUUUGGAUCUUCUUGGGGCGAAUCAUCACAGGUGGUGUGGGUUUUAUGCUCACCACAGUGGCGCAGCCUCUGCUAGCGGAGAUGUGCACUGCUGACGUGCGUGGGUUGCUGUCAUCGCUGCCCGAGAUGAUGGUGAGUGUGGGAAUGCUGCUGGUAUACGUGUUGGCACGCUUCCUUGACUGGCAGAGCACUACCCUCGUCUGUGGGCUCCUUCUCUUCCCUGUCACCGUCGGUGUCCUUUUUGUGCCCGAGUCUCCAUACUGGCUCCUCAAGAAAGGAAAGGAGAAGCUGGCUCUCAGGGCCCUGAUGAAGCUGCGAGCUCCUGAACAUGAUGUGGACUCCGAACUUAGCAGUAUCCGUGAUGCCCUCAACCAGCACGCCCAACACAGCUCUUUCCUGCAACAGUUCCGAUCACUGAAGGAACCAGGUAACUACCGGCCCGUCGUGCUGGUGACCGGAAUCUUCAUCCUGCGGGAGCUGGGGGGCGCCAUGGUGAUCUUCAUGUACGCCGUGUAUUUCUUCGAGAAUGCUGGGGUGACCAUCGACCCCUUCACCUGCUCUGUGUUGGUGGGCGUGUGUCGUCUGGUCUUCACGCUGAUUUCCGCCGUCGUUAUUGACAGGCUGGGCAGGCGGCCUCUCCUCAUUGUCUCGUCCAUCGUCUGUGGUGGCGCCCUCUUUGUUACUGGUGGGGUGCUAUACUCCGACGACCAAGGGGUGGGCUGGGUGCCCCUCACAGCAGUCAUGGUCUACGUGGCAUCCUUUGGCCUGGGCACGGGCCCUGUGCCCUGGAUCCUCCUAGGAGAACUGCUGCCCACGCCCGUUCGAUCUCUGGGAGCAUCGAUAUGCACCAGUAUCUUUGUCAUCUCUCUCUUCCUUGUCACCCAGGUGUUCCCUGACCUGACUAUCGCCAUCGGAUUACGGAACGCCGUCAUGGUGUUCGGUGCCUUCGAACUCCUGCUGGCGCGUGCCUUCCUCUUCCUGCCGGAGACCCGAGGCCGCACCUUGGAGGACCUGCAACACGCCUUCGUCGGUAGCUCCGCCCUCACGCCCUUCACCCACGCCACCCGCGAGGGUUACACUCCCGCCUACGGUAGCACCUUCCCUUCCACAUCACAGGUUAUGGAGAAGGUUCAUUAGAUUGUGGGUGACAUCCAAGUCUGGAUGACUGGGAUUCACCUGCUGCUGUAUUAGUUUUUGGGUGACAUCCAAGUCUGGGUGUCUAGGAUUCACCUACUUCUCCUUUAGUUUGUAGGUGGCAUCAUCUAAGUGUCAGUUUCUAGGUGACGUCACUCAAAGUCUGGGUGUUUGGGAUUCACCUGCUUCUUCCAUUAGUUUGUCUGGUGACAUCAUGUACAUCUGAGUGUUCAGGAACCACCUGAUAGUUCCCUAGCUUCUAGGUGACAUCGUUUAUGUCUGAGUGUCCUGCUAGUUCAUUAAUUUCUAGGUGAUAUCUGUGCCUGAGUGUCCUGGAUUCACCUGCAUUGUUCAUUAGUUUCUAGGUGACAUCAUCUGAGUAUUUAGUAUUCGAGAUUAGCUUCCUGGCCUUCCUAAGAAAUAAUUACCUCAACAGUUGAUCUGCUAAUUAUAUAUACUUAUCAACUGCUAGGAUAAUUAAGGCCGCACUUGUGUCUACUUACAAUCAUCAAUUAUUCUUUUAAAUUGCGAAUAACGGUAACUCCCACUGAACGUUAAGAGCAUCACCUCUCUACGCUCCCGUAUUCAUCACUAUACAUAAGCCACAUAAUGCAAUAAAUUUAUUUUCAAAACGUGUACAGAUUAUAGAUACUGAUUCUGCGAGUCCUCAGUAUGCACAACAUACACUAUACUACUUUGAUACAGCACUAUACUUUGAUACAGCACUAUACUUUGAUACAGCACUAUACUUUGAUACAGCACUAUACUUUGAUACAGCACUAUACUUUGAUACAGCACUAUACUUUGAUACAGCACUAUACUUUGAUACAGCACUAUACUUUGAUA